Archocentrus centrarchus (flier cichlid) is the source of this 966-nucleotide messenger RNA. Its product is annotated as matrix remodeling-associated protein 8-like. The transcript has 4 exons. Gene Ontology annotation, biological process: regulation of cytokine production; T cell receptor signaling pathway. Gene Ontology annotation, cellular component: external side of plasma membrane. The coding region runs from base 1 to 966 and encodes 321 amino acids. The record is from RefSeq and is a predicted model, not a curated record. Lineage: Eukaryota; Metazoa; Chordata; Actinopteri; Cichliformes; Cichlidae. Gene Ontology annotation, molecular function: signaling receptor binding.
AUGUCUGCUGUAACGUCUGCGUCUCUCUGCUGGGUUUUACUCUCCGUCUGCCUCCUCUCUGUCUCUGCAGACCAGAAAAACAUCAUAGCUGUGCCGGGACAGACUGUCACGCUGCCGUGUCGAGCUCCCAACAACAACUAUCCCGUCUUAGUCGUAGAGUGGAGCCGAGCGGACCUGGAGACAGAAUAUGUCCUUUUUUACCGAGACGAGAAGCUCGAUCCAGAAGAGCAGCAUCCGUCUUUUAAGGACCGGGUGGAUCUGCAGGACAGACGGAUGAAGGAUGGAGACGCGUCUUUGGUUCUGAAGGACGUGGCGGUUAAUGACACCGGAACAUACGAGUGUCACGUCGUUCAGAGAGGAACAAACCGCAGGACGAGAGCCAGUCUGGAUGGUGACCCCAUCAGCACCAUUUACCUGAGUGUUGUUGCUCCAGAGCAGAAAAACAUCACAGCUAAAUCUGGACAGAACGUCACUCUCACAUGUCGAGCUCCAAAUCACAUCCUCAUACCGGGCGUGGAGUGGAGCAGACGUGAUCUGGAGACACAAUAUGUCCUUUGGUACUGGGAAAAGCAGUUUGUUCCAUAUUACCAGCAUCCAUCCUUUAAGAACCGGGUGGGUCUGCAGGACAGACACAUGAAGGAUGGAGACCUGUCUUUGGUUCUGAACAAUGUGACGGCUGCUGAUAACGGAACCUACGAGUGCUGCAUCUCUCAGGAAGUCAGAGACGGUAGAAAGUCGAUCGUUUUCAAGUCUGAGCCCAUCAGCAUCAUCCACCUGAAGGUUCUUUCACCAGGUGCGAGAGACGUACAUGUGGAGUCUGACAGGAACGCCCAUCUGGAGUGUCACGGUCCUGAAAAUGCCAAACUCGUACUGCUAGAGUGGAAGAGACGGGAUCUGCUGUCAGAUGGAUACGUCUUCUUCUAUCAGGAUGAUCGUCUGCAUAAAAGCUUCCAGCAUCCGGUUUAA